This is a messenger RNA of Macrobrachium nipponense, 1726 nucleotides long. RefSeq names its product carbohydrate sulfotransferase 11-like. The record is from RefSeq and is a predicted model, not a curated record. Gene Ontology annotation, cellular component: membrane. Gene Ontology annotation, molecular function: sulfotransferase activity. Bases 293 to 1210 code for a protein of 305 amino acids. NCBI's taxonomy places the organism in Eukaryota, Metazoa, Arthropoda, Malacostraca, Decapoda, Palaemonidae. Gene Ontology annotation, biological process: carbohydrate biosynthetic process. The transcript is spliced from 6 exons.
UCCAAGAACUGAACCAAUCACCAAAUGACGAUGGGGCAAAGCCAUUGGGAUGGACUCAUGACUUCUACCGUUACCCAAUCCAAGCAGGUUUGGCCCAUUUUCUAUAUCCAGUCUCGUAGCGGACGCCAAGAGGAGAACUACGAACUGCGACCGUGCGAGUGUGUUUUAGUUGGAUCUCCAUCCAGGAAAAAAAGCAAGUGAUGGCCAAGUGAGGACUUCCAACGACGAGAUGAGAUGAGAUGAAGCCUCAGGCAUAAAAAGGAAAAGGCGAUGACCAGGAAGACGUAGAAAGAUGUUUCCGAGGUUGGGACGUCUGCCUAGACGCGUCGUGUUGACCUGCGUCUACGUUUAUUGCCUCUUGCUCAUCUACCGCAUCAGUGACUCGAAAGAGUACGAGAGAAAGAGGCUGGACAGCGUCAAGCGAAGCCUGAGGGAGCGGGCUCAGCUGAUCAAGGCGGAAUGCAUUGCCCAUCCGCCUCCACUGACAAAGAGCCAGAAGAAUGCCCAGGUGGCAGCGGCGGUGGAUGCCCGAUUGUCGGCCCACUACACCAAGACACAUUUGAAACUGGCGCUCAAUGAUAUACUAUAUUUACCCAGAAACAAUAUUUCCUGGUGCAUUGUUCCAAAGGUAGCUUCAACCUCAUGGUCUAAGUCACUCCUCGAACUAGCAGGCUACACUGAAAAUGACCUCUUGUAUAGAGACAAGCCUCUUCAGACCAUUCUAAGGGACACUUAUAGACCCGUUAAAAUCGACAACAUAAACAAAACGCUUGGAAAUUCCGUGAAGUUCCUCUUUGUGAGACAUCCCUUCCAGCGCCUGGUAUCGGCCUACAGAAACAAACUGGAAGACAGUUACAAGGAGGAAGACGGACAAUACUUCUACAACAACUAUGGCAGAAACAUGGUCGCAAAGUUCCGAGUCAACGAGAAGAAGGAGAACCAAAAGGCGUUAUCUAGUCAAAAUGCCCAAGACGACAAGGAUUCUGACCCUACAGAGGCGGAAUUCCGGAGAGAACCAACUUUCGUAGAAUACGUCGAUUACCUGAUUAACACCGACGUCACGUCCUACGACGAACACUGGAAGCCCAUUUGGCUGCAGUGUCAUGUGUGUGACUUCGAUUACGAUUACAUCAUCAAAUACGAGAAUUUCGAAGAGGAAAUUGGCCUCUUCAUCAACAUCCUCAAAGGUACGACCACAGUAGUCGAAUGACAACUCGAGUACCGACCUCACUGCUUUGGUAGGAAGUGUCACACCUGUGCCCCGUGAAGAUGAAAAGAGCAAUGGAAAAAUCAGCGAGUAAAUGAUUAGCAAAGAAAGUAGUACAUAAAAGCAAAAGUAAAAAUCACUUGAAUUACACUAGGCAGUGGCAUCCCAAUCUCACAACCUAUGUCCUUCAACCCAGUGGAGAAGAGAGAUUAAAUCUGGAUCACCUUGAAACGAACCAAGAGACGAAAGCUGCUGCUGCUGCUGCCAUAGUAACAAGAGAUGAAGAUUCCCCACGAACCCUGUCGGACUGGGCCUGUCCCGUCUUAUCAACAGACUUCUCUUGACCUUGAUCUUCAUAAUUGUUUGAAAGGCAUUAUCUAUUAUCGGAGCUGCUUGUGAUAAUAAACGUUUUAUUUUAAAAAAUCACUGUUUUUUUAUGUAGUGCCUUAUUUGCUUGAGAGAAUUUGAAUUCCAAAAAAUUACCUACAUUUUGAAACUUGGCAAAAAAAUUGUAAAAAU